Neurospora tetraspora is the source of this 1576-nucleotide messenger RNA. RefSeq names its product proteasome subunit beta type 7 precursor. Gene Ontology annotation, molecular function: threonine-type endopeptidase activity. The record is from RefSeq and is a predicted model, not a curated record. The coding region runs from base 436 to 1257 and encodes 273 amino acids. The transcript has 2 exons. Gene Ontology annotation, cellular component: proteasome core complex. Lineage: Eukaryota; Fungi; Ascomycota; Sordariomycetes; Sordariales; Sordariaceae.
GUGUGGGGAGCUUGGGCCCAUUACCACAGCUAACCCUGAGUGAUGUUACUACUAACCCUGGCAGCCCUGUUUAGCGCGCAACUUGCUCUUGCUCGGCCGGCAGCAAGCUCUCAGUGGACAGCCCAGGAGUGGGCAGCUUCAGCGGGGGAGGACCUGGAGGCGGGCAGCCAGCAAGCAACCAAGCAACAACCGCCUGGAGAAGGCAGCUUCUUAGCCUCGUCAUCAGCUAUCAACUGUACAUCAACAACAUCACAACUUGCCCCAUUCACUUUCCGUCAUCCAUCAACGCCAACGACGACGACCUUGCGGCAAACAGCUCCGCCUCUUUCUCCCACGCCAACAACAGCAAGUCGACGAUUUCACGAUACCCUCACGAUAUACUACUAGUCAACUCCAACUCUACCGCCACCACCAACUAAUACCCAAGCCGAAACCAUGCCCGGCUUCGACUUUUCCAACUACAACCGCAAUGCGGCGCUACACGCCCGCGGCGUCCCGCUGCCCAAGGCUACCAGCACAGGAACAACCAUUGUGGGAUGCAUUUACGACGGUGGUGUAGUGAUCGCCGCUGAUACCCGCGCCACAUCCGGUCCCAUCGUCGCCGACAAGAACUGCGAAAAGCUGCACUUCAUCUCCCCCAACAUCUGGUGCGCCGGCGCCGGCACCGCCGCCGACACGGAAUUCACCACGGCCCUGAUCUCCUCCCAGCUGGAGCUGCACUCGCUGUCCACGGGCCGCAAGCCGCGCGUCGUGACGUGCAUGACCCUUCUCAAGCAGCACCUCUUCCGGUACCAAGGUCACAUCGGCGCGUACCUGGUGGUCGCAGGCGUCGACCCGACCGGCACCCACCUGUUUACCGUGCACGCGCACGGUUCCACCGACAAGCUCCCCUACGUGACCAUGGGCUCCGGCUCGCUGGCGGCCAUGUCGGUCUUUGAGACGCAGUGGAAGCCGCAGCUGAACAAGGAGGAGGCGAUGAAGCUCUGCUCGCAGGCGAUCGAGGCGGGCAUCUGGAAUGAUUUGGGCUCGGGAAGUAAUGUCGAUUUGGCGGUGAUCACGGCGGAGAAGACGACGCUGCACAGAGGCUUCGUCAAGCCGAACGAGAGGACCCAGAAGCUCAAGAGUUAUCAGUUUAGGAGGGGUACGACGGCGGUGCUUAAUGAGAAGGUGAUCAAGAAGGAGGAGAUUGGGAAUUAUGUUAGUGUGGUGGAGCUGGCGGAGGAGUCGAGCGGUGACAAGAUGGAGGUUGAUACAUAGAGUGCGACGGCCGAGUGGUAUGGCGUUGUCUAUGCUGGGACGCUCCGGGCCACGACGAGGAGCGAGGCUGGAUGGACGAUCAGGACGGAUGAGAUUAGCGAUCUGGAGCUUGAGCCAUGACGUUGCUACGGGCAUACCAAAUGGCGCCUUGGGGCAUGAUUGCUAGAUAGGCAGAUCGAAACCCCUAAGAUGGGGUAAGAGAUAAUGACAGCUAGAACAUAUUUCGUUCCUUCUCCAAACAUGGUGAUGACGACCAGGACCAAUAUCAAGUCGGACUUCGUUUCAGCGUCUGUGAAGAUGACUAGGUUCGUGCAGGCAA